ACUUCUCCAAAAUUCUUGGUUUUUGGACAGUUUCGAUGGACAUGGGUUGAAACGAAUAUGCCAGCAAGAUAAUCGACUGCUCAAAUCAGUGAAAGCGUAAAUAUGAUAGAAAGGUCAGUCUUUAAAAUGUCCGUGAAUAAGGAUUUAUUGUCGGUGACUUACAAUAUUUUAAGCUUGUUGGACAUUUAAACAUAUGCAGUAAACACAUUUCAUUUAGUGAGCUUAUUUUUUGUCACAUAAGGGCUAUUACAUUAAAAGAUUAAUACCCCAGGGAUUAAAUAAAUUUUCUUCAGAUGAUGAUAAUAUCGGUGAAAAAGGUAUUCCACAAACUAAUCCUGCCAGACCACAUUUCAAUAACAAAUUGAAAACAUAUUGCAUUAAAUAUACUGAACUAAUAAUUUUAAUUUUAAAAAUAAACUGCUUAACUGUUUCAUGCAUAUCUAGUUCAGGAGUGUCUCAUAAACUAGAACUUAACAGCUUUAAAAUAAUUAAGCAAUUUUUAAAAUUAAUUAUUAAUUUAAUAAUUAAUUAAUUAAUCAGUUGACUAUCUGAUGUAAUUUUAAUGUUUCUUCUUUUCUUUUUUUCGCUUUUGCUGAUAGAGACCAAGGUAGGGAAUUUUUUUUUCUUUGCACUAGAGUCUUACAUUAAAAGAUUAAUAAUAAACGUUGGCUUGGUGCCAUGGCAACUAUGGACGAUUAUGCCAGCAGUCAGGUUAUGUGAGACAGUCAUAUUACAAUUGUUACCUUUGAGAGUUAACUAGAAUUCGCUUAUAUUCUUUUUUGAACUUAUGGUAGCUAAGUGUUUUUAUCUUAGUAGGAAUCUCUUCCCAAGUUUUGGUUAUGGCAAACUUAAUUUUCUACAGAUGAUGAUAAUAUUGGUGAAAAAGGUAUCCCAGAAAGUGUAGUGUGAAAGUUGUACAGCUGGUUUCACCCGUUUUUGUACAGCCAUUGAUGAGGUUGAUCAAUUUGUCUAUACAGAGUGGCUGUUUUCCAACUAAAUGGAAAAUGGUGCGCAUCACACCUCUCUUUAAAGAUGGCGACCAAGACUGUCAGGACAAUUUUAGACCGAUCUCCAUGCUCUCCAUAUUGUCUAAAGUCUGUGAAAAGCAUGUUGCUGCCUCUUUUAUGGAUUACCUUGUCAAAACUGGCUUACUGUAUGAAUUGUAAUCAGCUUUUUGCGCAGGGUACUCCACUGAGUCUGAUCUGAUCAGUUUAACUGACCAAAUCCUCUUCAAUCUAGAUGAAGACAAGCUUUCUGGAAUGGUUUUUGUAGACUUUAGAAAAGCGUUUGACGUUGUUGAUCAUCAAUUGCUUCUUACAAAACUGCGGCUGUAUAGAGUGAGUAAUUUGUUUUGAGGGCCACAGAGUCACCCUCUUUAAAUAAAGCCUAUUACUAAUUAUUAUUAUUAUUAUUAUUAUUAUUAUUAUUAUUAUUAUUAUUAUUAUUACUAAACCUGCCAGACAUUUCAAUAACAAUUUGAAAACAUAUUGCAUUAAAUAUACUGAACUAAUAAUUUUAAUUUUAAAAAUAAACUGCUUAACUGUUUCGUGCAUAUCUAGUUCAGGAGUGUCUCAUAAACUAGAACUUAACAGCUUUAAAAUAAUGAAGCAAUUUUUAACAUUAAUUAUUUAAUUAAUAAAUUAAUCAGUUGACUAUGUAAUGUAAUAAAAAAAGAAGAAACAUUAAAAUUAUUUUAAUGUUUCUUCUUUUUUUUUUGCUUUUGCUGAUAAAAAUCAAGUUAGGAAAUUGUUUUUUCAUUGCACUAGAGUGUAAAAUUCUAUUUACUUUGCUUUUCAUUCAGGUAUGAAACUUGAAAAGGAACAUUCCAAUGCAACAAAGCUGGAUGGCAAACAAAGCAGAUAUACUGGCAUUGUCAUUCGUCCUUUUGAGUCAUGUGAUGCUGAUGUGGUUCGUAACAUCUUUGCUGAAAGCAUGGGAGAAAUGCGCAGUCCCCUAGUCCGAGAUGUCAUGUACCAAGCCAUUGUUUAUGGAUUAUAUUUAUCAUUACCAGCAGCAGUGCUAAGUGUUGUAUGGUUUUCUUGGUUUUUAGCACUGUAUUUUAUCAUUUUCAUUUUCAUUUUGAUUGUUUUGUUUGCUGUGUUACACAUUGGUUUCUCAAGGUACAUUCAGCGAUGUUUAGACACUGAUCUAGGAAACAUAGAACAUACAUAUUUCCAGCAAAAGAUGUCGCACUUGUGGGUUGCAGAGUGCAACCGAACAGUAAUCGGUAUGGUAGCUCUCGUUCCCGAUACCGACCACGAAGGAUGCUUUGGAAAGUCUGGGGAAGUUGUCGGAAGGCUUCGGAGAAUGGCUGUUUUACCAGAAUUCCGUAGAUUAGGUGUCGCCAAACAACUUCUUGACACACUUCUGUCUUAUGCAAAGCAAGCUGGGUAUAAACAAAUUGUUUUGCUGACAACCAGUGCUCAAGAAGCUGCUAUUAAAUUUUACACAAAGCAUGACUUCCAACUGGUAUCAAAGAGACUCGCCAACAGAGCAAUGAGAGGAUUUUACCAUUUUGAUUAUUCUUAUGACCUUGAAAGACGGAAAUAAAAUAAAGUAUUAUACGUGAUAAAUAUCAUGAUUUAUUAUAAAAAUUCCUAAAGACGGGCUGUUACAGUCACAUACCAAGAGGUUUUUCACCCAGCUGUUGUUCAAUGACCCCAUAUUAUUGCCAAUUCAUGGAAAAAGAAUUCAAUAAUGACACUGCAGCCACCAAAGCAUGAAACACUGAUUAUACAGCUCAAUGGAGCUGGGUGUUUUCCUAAGGGGUAUGAGCUAGAGAAACCCGUUAACAUCCUCAGACUUUAUACAGCAGCUUAGUGAAUUUAUUGGUCAGUAAGUGAAGUGUUUGUGUGAUGUUUAAAAGAGAGUGAAAACGUGUUUGAAAAAUAAAUAUAAUAU
Molecule: messenger RNA, 2901 nt
Organism: Porites lobata
Lineage: Eukaryota; Metazoa; Cnidaria; Anthozoa; Scleractinia; Poritidae
Source: the annotation of a GenBank genome assembly